AUGGAGAUGCAAGGAGAGGGUGGUCACCCCUACAUUCCAAGAGAUCUGAAAUUGCCUGGUUAUGUGCCUGUGAGCCUCUCUCAAUCAACCAUACUUAGCAUUUUUGGAAUCUCUUCUCUAUUGGUCGUCUCCUUCAUGUGGAUCCUCUCCGGUCGGUUUCCAAAAACGUCAAAAACUGAGAGAUGGCUAAUGUGCUGGUGGAUUUUCACGGGCCUGACCCACAUUAUUCUUGAGGGAUAUUUUGUAUUUUCCCCAGAAUUCUACAAGGAGAAGGCUUCAUUAUACCCUGCAGAAGUUUGGAAAGAAUACAGCAAAGGUGAUUCAAGGUAUGCCGCAAGGGAUUCUUGUGUCGUCGCUGUUGAAGGGAUUACAGCCGUUUUAGAGGGUCCAGCCUCUCUCCUUGCUGUGUAUGCUAUUGCAACAAAAAAGUCGUAUAGGUACACACUCCAACUGGCUAUUUCUUUGGGGCAGCUCUAUGGAACUGCUGUAUAUUUCAUCACGUCUUACUUGGACGGAGACAACUUUGCUGCAAGCAUGUAUUACUAUUACUCGUACUACAUUACAGCUAAUGCUUCUUGGGUUGUAAUUCCCACAAUCAUCAGCAUAUACUGCUGGAAGAAGAUAUCUGCAGCACUUCAAGUCCAGGAAUUGAAGAAGGCCAAACUACGCUGA
Fraxinus pennsylvanica is the source of this 672-nucleotide messenger RNA. NCBI's taxonomy places the organism in Eukaryota, Viridiplantae, Streptophyta, Magnoliopsida, Lamiales, Oleaceae. The record is from the annotation of a GenBank genome assembly.